Messenger RNA from Rhinichthys klamathensis goyatoka, 1431 nucleotides. It is a transcript of the gene znf830, whose product is annotated as zinc finger protein 830. The transcript is spliced from 2 exons. Gene Ontology annotation, molecular function: nucleic acid binding; zinc ion binding. The coding region runs from base 56 to 1132 and encodes 358 amino acids. NCBI's taxonomy places the organism in Eukaryota, Metazoa, Chordata, Actinopteri, Cypriniformes, Leuciscidae. The record is from RefSeq and is a predicted model, not a curated record. Gene Ontology annotation, biological process: nuclear DNA replication; mitotic DNA damage checkpoint signaling; mitotic DNA replication checkpoint signaling. Gene Ontology annotation, cellular component: spliceosomal complex; nucleus.
ACACACACAGCGCCGCAGGAGAAGCACGUCAUCCGCCCGCGACGAGCCUGCGAAGAUGGCUUCCUUGCAGAAGGGGAAGAAGAAGGUGGUAAACCAAGAGGACUUGCGGCGCUUGAUGCGGGAGAAGAAGCGUUCGACGGAGCGCGAUAAGCGCGUGGACUCGCCGCACGCCCGAUACAGCAGUGCGGGUCAGCUGAGCUGCGCGCUGUGCAACGCGCCGGUGAGGUCAUCGCUGCUGUGGCACACUCAUGUGCUGGGCAAGACACACAAGGACCGAGUCAGCGAGCUGAAGAACAGGGAGAGCACUCCCUCAUCAUCCUCAGUGCUGAAGAGCAGAACAGCACCCGCUCCUUCAUCAUCAUCAUCCUCAUCCUCAGUGCUGAAGAGAGGCGCGCCCGAGCCCGCGAGUUCAGCAUCAGGAGAAGCGAAGAGAGCCAAGACCCGCGUCACUGCAGGACAGCAGGAGCGGACGUCCGUAUCUUCAGGUCAGUCUGCAGGUCUCGUGCUCCUCGCUGGACAAUACGAUGAUGAUGGUGAGGAAGAGGGCAGCAGUGCAGCUCCAGCUGGAGAGCCGGUCCCGAACGCCGGGCUCCCCGCGGACUUCUUCGACAGCAGCAGCGUCUCCGUGUCUCACUCCGGCUCCGUGUCCGAGUCUCAGGCCGUCUCCGAGUCUCACUCCGGCUCUGUGUCUCAGGCCGAGGACGGAGGCGAGGAGAGGAAGGACGGCCCGGCCGAAGCUCUACCCGAGGGUUUCUUCGACGACCCGGUGCGCGACGCCAAGGUGCGUAACGUGGACACGCCCCGCGACCACAUGGACCGCGAGUGGGAAGAGUUCCAGAAGGAGAUGCGGCAGGUCAACAGCGCGUCCGACGCCAUCGUGGCCGAAGACGACGAGGAGGGGCGGCUGGAGCGGCAGAUCCACGAGAUCGACCAGCAGAUGCUGUGCUUCCGGCGCGUGGAGGUCCUGAGAGCCAGACAGGAGCUGGUGAAGAGCGCGCUGAGCCGAGCGAGACUGCAGAGAGACGAGGCGAGGCUGGCCGGCGGAGAGGAAGAGGACGACGAGGAGGAGGAGGAGGAGGAGCUGAUGCACGUGCUGGCGCAGGACUGGAGGGCCAAAGGAGCGCUCGCCUGAACACACUCCUGCGCUCGCCUGAGCUGGUGUGUGUGUGAACUGUGUGUACAGACACUGACUCCAGCAGCUUCACAUGAGCUUGUACAUGCUUUGAUUCUUCAUAUAAACAAUCACGCAGUUGAGAGUUCUGGUGUGCAGUGAAUGAUGAUCAAACAUGAUAUAUAUAGAGCUGAAACCAUUCAGUGGAGAACAAUUUUAUAGAUUUCAUUUCUGGAAGAGAGGCGUACACACGGUUUUUAUGUGUACGUUGGUUCUCUGAAUAUUAAUAUCAGACCUGUUGGGCAGGAAUGAAGAGAUGA